Messenger RNA from Aspergillus brunneoviolaceus CBS 621.78, 1241 nucleotides. RefSeq names its product ankyrin. NCBI's taxonomy places the organism in Eukaryota, Fungi, Ascomycota, Eurotiomycetes, Eurotiales, Aspergillaceae. The coding region runs from base 398 to 1060 and encodes 220 amino acids. The transcript has 2 exons. Gene Ontology annotation, molecular function: protein binding. The record is from RefSeq and is a predicted model, not a curated record.
CGAUGACAAGCAAAAAGAAAAAAAAAAUUCCGAAAAGGGAAAUAUCAGAGGAUUCCAGGCCGCAGGCCAGCAUCGCCACUUUCCAGAUGUAUCAGACCAAGAAAGCAGGAAGCAUGGCACUUUGAGCGUCCAGCUAUCAAAACCAUCCACCCAAUCCCUUUUUUUUUUCCUAGUCCAAACAACAUCGCACCUUCCCGCAUCCCAUCUGGAAAUCCUAUACAUAAACGCGGAUCAAGACUCAACCCGCUAAUCAACCUCGCAGAUACCCCACUACAUCCAUCAUCCUCCCAAACAGAGUGAAAGCUUUUUUUCUAUCUCCAUCAGUGACGAAAAGAACCCAAGCCAACCAGCCAUUUUGCCCGUAUUAGCCCAAAAAGCAAGGUCGACCCCCUUAAAAAUGGCUUCAACGAUCACCCUCCCCGCCGACACGAUCGACGAUCUCAUCUACGACGCCCGCUCCGGCGAUCUGGCCGCCCUCAAGGAGGACCUGACGGCCUGCAGCGCCCAGUUCCCGGACGUCUCGCUGGGCGCCGUCGUGGCCGCCGCCAUCGACGCCGCCCCGGAGGCCGAGGGAGGCAGCGGAUCCAGCCUGUUGCAUUUCCCGGCUGCGAAUGGGAAUAUCGAAAUCCUCACCUACCUGCUCACCCUCCUCGCGACGGAGGAGGAGUCGACGCGCCGCCGCAUCGUCAACCACCGCAACCACUCCGGCAACACGCCGCUGCACUGGGCGGCGCUGAACACGCACCUGGACUGCGUCAAGGCGCUCGUCGAGGCCGGCGCCGACAGCUCCGUCAAGAACGACGCCGGCCUCGAUCCCGUCUUCCUGGCUGAGCGCGCGGACUGGUCGACGCAGGAGGAGGGAGGUGCUGCUGCUGCUGAGGCUGAGGCGGAGGCGGAGGCGGAGGCGGACGCAAAUGCGGCGGCUGAUCCCGGGAAGAUGUCCAAGGGACGGCAGGUCGUGGAGUGGAUGUUGAGCGCCGAGGUGGCUGCUGCUGGUGGGGAUUCGGAGACGGUGGUGGCCUCGGCUGGGGUGCCGGUUACUGGGAAUGGGGAUGAGUAAAAGAUUUGAGAAUCAGAGAUUAUUCCCCUUCUUCUCUCCUGUGAACUGCUUACAUGGUGUUUGUAUUUGAUUCUUUUUUUGUAUGGUUAAUCCCUAGGGUCUUCUUUGUUUGGUCGUGUUGUAUAGAAUUCUUCGUUGGUGUAUGUUUUAUACAGCGGGAAAAAAUGUUCAUUUUGGGGAU